Molecule: messenger RNA, 588 nt
Organism: Guillardia theta CCMP2712
Lineage: Eukaryota; Cryptophyceae; Pyrenomonadales; Geminigeraceae
Exons: 4
Molecular function (GO): ubiquitin conjugating enzyme activity
Source: RefSeq, a predicted model, not a curated record
AGUCUUCCUUCCUCCCCCGCCGCCGCCAUCUUCCUCCUUGUCGACGAGACGCGCAUGGACGUCGCUCAGGUCGCCAUCUCCGGCCCCACAGGCUCCCCGUACGCCCUUGGUCUCUUCCUCUUCGAUGUUUUCUUCCCCGACCUUUACCCUGACGUUCCUCCUCUCCUCCUCCUCCGCACUACCGGCAACGGCCUCGUCCGCUUCAACCCCAACCUCUACUCCGACGGCAAGGUCUGCCUCUCCCUCCUGGGCACCUGGCACGGAGAAGCCUGGAACCCUUCCUCAAGCACCUUCCUUCAGGUUCUUGUGUCCAUCCAGAGCCUCAUCCUCGUUGAUCAACCUUACUUCAAUGAACCCGGGUACGAGCUGCAGAAGUCCUCGCCGGAGGGGAGGAGGAGGAGCAGGGAGUACAACGACACUAUCCGUCUCAACACAGUUCGCUAUGCCAUGCUCGAGCACCUUCGAAACCCUCCGAUGGGGUUCGAGGACCUAGUUCGCGCUCACUUCAAGGAGCUGAGAAAUUUCGUGCUGGGCGAGUGCAGGAGGUGGGCGCGCGAGUCGCUCUCCUCCGACAUCCGCCGCGAGCUC